Molecule: messenger RNA, 2981 nt
Organism: Neodiprion fabricii
Lineage: Eukaryota; Metazoa; Arthropoda; Insecta; Hymenoptera; Diprionidae
Exons: 4
Coding region: 254-2557 (767 amino acids)
Source: RefSeq, a predicted model, not a curated record
UCGAUCUAUCGACAGCGAGGUAUCGAGUCUGUCGCUUCACGAUUCAUCGUUAAACGAAAUCGAUCGAUGCACAUCGAAUAUCGAUAACUCGCUCAAUUUGUACCAUCUUUCGAAAAUUGAAAAAUGCUUACUCUACUUGUACAACACGCUGGACGUUGAGGACGAUGAUCGUUGUCAUAGAUACAAUAAUGACCGAGAUUCGACAGUGAGCAAUGCCUCGAUUCUUGCAAAUUAUACAGAAAGUGAAAACGAUAUGGAAAAUGAAUACAGUGUAAGAAAUUCCUGUGAUACGGGAAAAUUAUCACCGGAAUAUGACGUCAAACGGGAAGGUUCAUCUCAAGUAAAAAUUGAGAAACCGAGUCACCGUUACAUCGCUGAGAGAAAAAAAUACAACAGGACGGUAAGAAAGAGAAAUAAAAAUUACCGGAGACAAGCGUCUCAUGAUGAGAUUGCCGAAAAUUUAAACAACUGGGCAAGAAUUGGUAGUAGUCGGGUGAAGUUUCACCCUUUCUUAAGAAUAUUUGACAAAAAUGGCUUUGCAGUUACCAGAUCAGUGAAAGACCACGACAUUCGAACCCUACGAUAUUCAAACACGCCUAAGUUCAACUCGUUCCUUUUGAAGGCAGCAUUAAAAUACCGCGAUCCUAAAUUACUCGCAAAUGCAGUAGUUUUCGCAAAAAAAAGUAUUCCACAAACUGGACACCGCGUGGAUGCCAAAAGAUCAGGGGCGAAUAUAGAUAGCAUGCCGGAAGAAUUCCGUGAAGUUAAUUCAGGUAAUGAUUCAGACAGUUUACAAAAACUUGCAGAGCUAAAGUCUAAGGAAUUUAAAAUCCGCAAAAAGAGCCCACUACCGAUCGACUUGUCGACUACAGCACUUGAUUCGAAAAUACAUGUUUUAAAGACAAACGGUCGAUUUUUGAAUCGACCAAAGUUGGAUACGUCGUCAAUGUUCCCGGGUGAAGGACAAGAGACUCUCGGGAGAUUUCAAAAUAUAACGUCGGAACUCGAAAACGUUACAGUUCGAAAAAACAUAGCGUCUUUACAGAAAGAAAUCAAAGUAAAACAAGAAGUUGUUGUUAUUAAUGAGACAAAGCCAAAAGCAGAGUGGAAAAUUUUUGAGGAAAAAAUGGAUCAGAUCCAGGCGAAAUCUGCGGAAGCAGAAGAAAUCAGAAGUCAAGUUUGGUCUAAAAAGAGGUGUUCCUUCAAUUUUCAAAUUGAGGAAAAUCGACCGAAAGCACAGGAUGUAAGUAAUAGCAUGAAAAAAAAUGCUGAGAAACCACUUCUUUCCAGAACUGCCGGAAAAAUUCAACGUGAGCAUGACACAGUAAAAAUUGAUUCUACUUGGCAAGAGGCAAAGGAAACUGUUGAAAAUGAGGUAAAGAUUUAUAGAGAAUCAUUGGAAAGAUCGAACUGUACCGAUGGAAUGCCUUUUAUCAGACUGGAAAGGAAUUUAAGUGAGAGGGAGCGGUGGAAAGAUUGCAUGAACGAUAUUCCAAGUUUCGAGACUGGAGUAAUUCAUAAUUUUGAACAGCCAGAAGUCGAAUCAAAUGAGCGCAGGAGUGAGGUGACUAAAAUUAAAGUAGAAGAUAAUAAACUGGACGAGGUGUCGAGGCGAUUAUCUUCAGGCCAUGAAAAUAUUGCAAAAAAUGUACAGGCUGGUGCAAUUAUCAUUGCACCAACACUGAAUUUUACCUUCGGUAAAUCUGCUUCUUCGGUGAGAGUUGAUCAGUCGGAGAACGUGAUGAAUUUCAUGAAACCCCCAAGGUACAUGCAGCGAUCUUUGGGAAAUGAAGAAAAUUUGAGUAGAAAUUGUCCCUUAAAUUAUUUUUCUGUGGCAGGAGCCUCGUACUCUGUCGUAGAUCUACCUACGCCCUAUUUGAAAACUCAUCAGCAAGGAUUAGUUUUGCCCAAACCGAUGCCCGAGGAAUCAGCGAAUACCGAUUUGACCUGGCGGUAUUUGAACAGUUCAGCAGCGGCAGAUGCUGAUUAUUUGAAUAAAUCGCCGAUUCUAAGGUCUAGAUGCUCGACUGAACUAGAACGUGCCAAGAUUGAGGUUUACAAGAGAAUUUUCGAGACGAUGCUCAUCGAUCCAGAUUUCGACUUUGUUCGAGCCGAGGACCAGCUCGAUAAUAUGAUUGGUGGACCGAUUUUCAGACAAGAAAAACGUGAGGAUGGUGGUGAAAUUCUUAGGAACUUCAACAAUAAUUGUACCAUCAAUAACCCAGGAAUAAACCGCUACGACUCGUCUGUCAACAAACGAUUUCAUCGACUAAAUGAUAAACAAAUUGUCCAAAAUAUGAACGAUCUAAAGCGUGUUAGAAUCAGCCCGAAUUUAACGAGAAAAAAAACGGUUGUCGAUUUGCCAGCGAUUACAUUGAGAGCUGAUCAGCGAGAUAGAAGGAUUUUUUAUCGAUUUGAAAAUCGUCCUAGACCUGCAGAUAUGUUUCGAAAUGACUAUAAUCGUCAGGGAUUGAAGGCUAAAACGACGGAGGAAAUCUUGUUUGAUUUGAAAGACUUUGUCAAUUUUCCAUCGAGUGUUACAAAAAAAAAGUGUUAAAGAACGAUGAUAAAUUACAUAUGGUUUUCAUGAUGGGAUUAUAUGGUACGAUUUGUAUCACUAGAAUCCAAAAAAUUUCGAAUACACUAUCUGAUGGAAAAAUUAGAUGCGCUCUUUUUAUGGGACUGGAAUUGGCUGUAUUCGAUUACCAAAUUCAUUUAUUAAUUGAUGUGUCACAUUGCUUAUUCCUACACUGAAUCUCAAUGCUGAUAUGAGAAGAACUGGAUUUAGCCGAAUUAAAGUCAAUAUUGACUAAAUGCCAGUGAUAAAGAAGAACUUUUGUCCGGAGAUACAAAUUUCCUUAUAAUUUGUGGACGUUUCAGAUUCCCGGAUACCUCGGUCCAACGAUUUAAGGUUUUUCUUUACUUUUUUCUCCACAAGAAUAAUUUAAGUCGCCUUGUGUCACCAUAUAACGAUACUCGAC